Malus domestica (apple) is the source of this 2442-nucleotide messenger RNA. The record is from RefSeq and is a predicted model, not a curated record. NCBI's taxonomy places the organism in Eukaryota, Viridiplantae, Streptophyta, Magnoliopsida, Rosales, Rosaceae.
AAAAAAUUAUGAGUUCUGAACCCUCAAAGCUUCUUAUGCGAUAGAGUUGCACAUUGUUGGCUAACACGAAGUUUGAAUAUUUUCCAGGAAAAAUCUUUCAUUACUUGCGUUUUUGGUGCAAUCAUGCCAUGCAGAUGCAGUUCACUAGUUAUUCCUACCUCUCCGGCUUCCGGCACGACGGUAGACGUUUUCAAAGAGCACAACGGUCUCCGCCGGUCAAACUCCAACCAAGACCUUUACCGUCGUGCUACUAUGCGGAGGUCUUAUUCGGACAACCAUCUUUGUUACCGCAGCAGUCGUAUCCACGCUGCUGCAACAGAACCAAAACUAAAGAACAGCCGUUCGGGGAUUUUCUCGUUUCAGUUUUCGAGUUCCAUUCUCCCAAACUCGGUGAGAUCAUUCUCGUUUGAUCCGGACACGAGUAAUCAUAGGAGCAUAAAGGCGAAGGACAUGAGUAAGGAGACGUCUGGGGAGAGCGCCAGUGAGGAGGAGAGCAAAAGAGCCAAUUGGGUGGAGAGACUAGUGGAAAUCAGAAGUAAAUGGAGGGAUAGGCAGAAAAAGGACGAUGCGGAUGAAGACAGCGUCUGUGAAGCGGGUGAAAAUGGUGAUUGUGAAUGUGGCAGAGAUGAGGGUGGUUGUGCGGUGGAUUAUACUGCAGAAGACGAUGGGGGAGAAACCAGUCCUGAAAUUUUCCGGAGGUUUUUGGUUCGAGUUCCAUGGUCUGAUACCAAGCUGCUUUCCAAGCUAUCCUUCUUGUGCAACUUGGCCUAUGCGAUGCCACAAAUCAAGGAAAAUUAUAUAAAGAGAUAUUAUGGCCUACGAUUAGUAACAACUUCACUAGAGAAGAAGGCCGAAGAUGAAAUCAAAGCAAAACUAGAUGACGACUCUAAUUGUGUACCUGUAGCUGCCGAAGUAGCUAGUGAAUCCAGUUCGGAGAAAGCUGUAGAAGCUGGGCAGAAGCGUCCAUGCCGUCCUGCUGUUGCUUAUAAUAUUGCUGCCUCAGCUGCAUCUUAUGUGCGGUCACGCAAUCAGGACAGCCUAUCACUUGGGCCCAAAUCGCAGCAGGAGGGUGAUGGCGACAAUUCACGAGAGGAAGGAGGGUACUCACCUCGAAGCUAUAAGCCAGAGGUGGCAGUUUCCAUGGCAGCGUCAACAAUGACAGCAGUGGUUGCAGCAGGGGAAAAGGAGAAACAAGAAACAGCAAAGGACCUUCGGUCACUCCAGUCCUCACCUUGUGAAUGGUUUGUCUGUGAUGAUGCCAGUACGUAUACUCGAUGUUUCGUGAUUCAGGGUUCCGACUCCCUUGCAUCCUGGCAGGCAAACCUGUUCUUCGAACCUACCAAAUUCGAGGGGACAGCUGUGCUUGUUCACAGAGGAAUCUACGAAGCAGCGAAGGGAAUGUACGAGCGAUUUAUUCCAGAAAUAACUGAACACUUGAAUAGACACGGUGAGCGAGCGAAGCUUCAGUUUACAGGCCACUCUCUUGGAGGAAGCCUUUCUCUCUUGGUCCACUUGAUGCUGCUGAGUAGGAAGUGUGUAAAACCCUCUACUCUUCGGCCAGUUGUCACAUUUGGCUCGCCAUUUGUGUUCUGUGGAGGCCAGAAAGUACUCGACAGACUGGGAGUGGACGAGGGUCAAAUCCAUUCCGUGAUGAUGCAUAGAGAUAUCGUCCCUAGAGCCUUCUCCUGCAACUACCCUAACUAUGUGGCCACACUUCUCAAGCGUUUAAAUUCAUUUCGGUCACACCCUUGUCUAAUAAAAAAUAAAAUAUUAUAUUCUCCGAUGGGCAAACUAAUCAUUCUCCAACCUGAUGAGAAUGAAUCUCCUCCACACCCUCUACUUCCUCCGGGGAGUGCCCUCUAUGCUUUGGACAAGACCCAACGUGGAUUCUCUUCAAGUGUCCUUACGACUUUCUUGAACUCUCCCCAUCCACUAGAAACCCUAAGUGAUCCUACAGCUUAUGGUUCAGACGGUACAAUUCUACGAGACCAUGACUCAAGCAACUAUCUAAAGGCUGUGAAUCAAGUCCUAAGGAAAUACACAAGGACAGCUGUUCGGAAAGUGAGAAAAGAAAGGAAUCUAUUGUGGCCGCUACUUACUUCACCAUCUCCACACUCCUGGAACCAUGAAAGUAAUCUGGAGAGCAGCGGGUUGGUAACCAAGGAGAUACUCACAGGAGUUUAAAAUCAUUGUUUUGUGUGUGGGGGUUUCGACAUGCAUAUAGAGGAUGUUCAUAAGAAAAUAAGUAGAGGACUUAGUUCGUUCUCUCUGUUUCGUGUACAUCUCUUACAUCCUAACCGUCUCUGUAUCUAUGAACUCAUCCUUGACUCACCCUGAAUAAAAUGUAAAUUUUCCAGUCCCUGUGAAGAGUCAUUUAAAAGGGUACUACAACUGGGAGUACAGAAUUGUAAUUUUCUUUAAUACUAAACAAGGAGGAGUAAG